GUGCUAUGGGGCGUGGCCUGCCUGUCGGUGCAGCACGCCGCCAGCGGCAAUAAGCUGGUGGAAGAGUUCCGCGGGGCCAUGCUGCCAGUGACGAAGCAUCUGCAGGGCGUCGCCGACAGCAGCACGCCACGAGUGGAGAUAUUUCGGCUGGUGCCUAUCACGAACCUCUCGGCUGAGCUGAAGGCGAGCGACAGGGUGGUGUGCCACUUCCCCGACGCAAGGUUCGACUGCUCGGAGCUGGAGGAGAUGUGCCAGCGGUGUGACGACGCCGAGAUGCUCGCAGAGCGAGCUCGCGAGUCGCUGUUGACUUCGCUCAGGCUCACGGGGCUCCGGUUGAAUGAUAUGCCCGUCGACAGGUUCAACCAGGGCGCGCUUAGUUCACCCAGCCAGGUGUCUUCUUCGUCGUCGCAGCGUGGCG
Messenger RNA from Prorocentrum cordatum, 418 nucleotides. Lineage: Eukaryota; Dinophyceae; Prorocentrales; Prorocentraceae. The record is from the annotation of a GenBank genome assembly.